GGCGGCGGCUCGUGGUGCGGCUCGGCGCGCGGCCAGUUUUCGAGUUCGGAACUGAACGCUCGGAGUCGCGGUCCCCGCCCGGAAAGUUUGCUGCGGAGCCGCGAACUCCUGGCCGGCGCGGCCCGGCAUGAAGCGGCGCUGAGGAGCCGCCGCCGCCGCCGCAGCCGCCUGAGGAGGAGCCGCAGCACCCCGGGCCACGCCGAUGACUACUGCAAACUGUGGCGCCCACGACGAGCUCGACUUUAAACUCGUCUUUGGCGAGGACGGGGCGCCGGCGCCGCCGCCCCCGGGCUCGCGGCCUGCAGAUCUUGAGCCAGAUGAUUGUGCAUCCAUUUACAUCUUUAAUGUAGAUCCACCUCCAUCUACUUUAAACUCACCACUUUGCUUACCACAUCAUGGAUUACCGUCUCACUCUUCUGUUUUGUCACCAUCGUUUCAGCUCCAAGGUCACAAAAACUAUGAAGGAACUUGUGAAAUUCCUGAAUCUAAAUACAGCCCAUUAAGUGGUCCCAAACCCUUUGAGUGCCCAAGUAUUCAAAUUACAUCCAUCUCUCCUAACUGUCAUCAAGAAAUUGAUGCUCAUGAAGAUGACCUACACAUAAAUGACCCAGAAAGGGAAUAUUUGGAAAGGCCUUCUAGAGAUCAUCUCUAUCUUCCUCUUGAGCCAUCCUACCGGGAAUCUUCCCUUAGUCCUAGUCCUGCCAGUAGCAUCUCUUCUAGGAGCUGGUUUUCAGAUGCGUCUUCUUGUGAAUCUCUUUCACAUAUUUAUGAUGAUGUGGAUUCGGAGUUGAAUGAAGCUGCUGCGCGAUUUACUCUCGGAUCCCCUCUGACUUCUCCUGGUGGCUCUCCAGGAGGCUGCCCUGGAGAAGAGUCCUGGCAUCAACAGUAUGGACUUGGACAUUCCUUGUCACCUAGGCAAUCUCCUUGCCACUCUCCUAGGUCUAGUAUCACUGAUGAGAAUUGGCUGAGCCCCAGGCCAGCCUCAGGACCCUCAUCAAGGCCUACUUCCCCUUGUGGGAAACGGCGGCACUCUAGUGCUGAGGUUUGUUACGCUGGGUCCCUUUCACCGCAUCAUUCGCCUGUUCCUUCUCCUGGUCACUCCCCCAGGGGAAGUGUAACAGAAGAUACCUGGCUCAAUGCUCCUGUCCAGGGUGGAUCAGGCCUUGGCCCUGCGAUUUUUCCAUUUCAGUACUGUGCAGAAACUGAUAUUCCUCUGAAAACACGGAAGACUUCUGAAGAUCAAGCUCUCGUACUACCAGGAAAAUUAGAGCUCUGUUCAGAUGACCAAGGGAAUCUUUCACCAUCGCGGGAAACUUCAACAGAUGAUGGCCUUGGAUCUCAGUAUCCUUUAAAGAAAGAUUCAUCUGGUGACCAAUUUCUUUCAGUUCCUUCACCCUUUACAUGGAGCAAACCAAAGCCUGGUCACACCCCUAUAUUUCGUACAUCUUCAUUACCUCCACUAGACUGGCCUUUACCAACUCAUUUUGGACAAUGUGAACUGAAAAUAGAAGUGCAACCUAAAACUCAUCACCGAGCCCAUUAUGAGACUGAAGGUAGCCGAGGAGCAGUUAAAGCAUCUACUGGGGGACAUCCUGUUGUGAAGCUCCUGGGCUACAGUGAAAAGCCAAUAAAUCUACAGAUGUUUAUUGGAACAGCAGAUGACCGAUAUUUACGGCCUCAUGCAUUUUACCAGGUGCAUCGAAUCACUGGGAAGACAGUUGCUACUGCAAGCCAAGAGAUAAUAAUUACCAGCACAAAGGUUCUGGAAAUUCCACUUCUUCCUGAAAACAAUAUGUCAGCCAGUAUUGAUUGUGCUGGUAUUUUGAAACUCCGAAAUUCAGAUAUAGAACUUCGAAAAGGAGAAACUGAUAUUGGCAGAAAGAAUACUAGAGUUCGACUUGUGUUUCGUGUACACAUCCCACAGCCCAAUGGAAAAGUCCUUUCUCUGCAGACAGCUUCUAUACCUGUUGAAUGCUCUCAGCGGUCUGCCCAAGAACUUCCUCAUAUUGAGAAGUACAGUAUCAACAGUUGUUCUGUAAAUGGAGGUCAUGAAAUGAUUGUUACUGGAUCUAAUUUUCUUCCAGAAUCCAAAAUCAUCUUUCUUGAAAAAGGACAAGAUGGACGACCUCAGUGGGAAGUAGAAGGGAAGAUAAUCAAGGAAAAAUGUCAAGGGGCUCACAUUGUCCUUGAAGUUCCUCCAUAUCAUAACCCAGCAGUUACAACUGCAGUGCAGGUGCACUUUUAUCUUUGCAAUGGCAAGAGGAAAAAAAGCCAGUCUCAACGUUUUACUUACACACCAGUUUUGAUGAAGCAAGAACACAGAGAAGAGAUUGACUUGUCUUCAGUUCCGCCAUUGCCUCAUCCUGCCCAGACUCAGAGGACUUCUUCAGAUACAGGACACCUACACGACAGCAUACUCUCUGCACAGAGAAGCUUGGUUUGUCCCAUCCAGCAAACAUAUGCAUCCAUGGUAACCGCAUCCCAUCUGCCACAGCUGCAGUGUAGGGAUGAGAGUGCUGGUAAAGAACAGCAUAUGAUAUCUUCUUCAGUUGUGCACCAGCCUUUUCAAGUCACACCAACACCUCCUAUGGGGUCUUCCUAUCAGCCUAUGCAAACUAAUGUUGUAUUCAAUGGACCAACGUGUCUUCCUAUUAAUGCUGCCUCUAGUCAAGAAUUUGAUCCAGUUUUGUUUCAGCAGGAUGCAACGCUUCCUAAUUUAAUAAAUCUUGGCUGUCAAACACCAUCAUCCAUACCUUUUCAUUCAUCAAAUUCAGGCUCAACAGGACAUCUCUUAGCCCACACACCUCAUUCUGUGCAGACCCUGCCUCAUCUGCAGUCAAUGGGAUACCAUUGUUCAAACACAGGACAAAGAUCUCUUUCUUCUCCAGUGGCCGAUCAGGUCACAGGUCAGCCUUCCUCUCAGUUACAACCCAUUACGUAUGGUCCUUCACAUUCAGGGACUGCUACAACUGCUUCCCCAGCAGCCUCUCAUCCCUUGGCUAAUUCGCCACUUUCUGGGCCACCAUCUCCUCAGCUGCAGCGUAUGCCUUACCAGUCUCCUAGCUCAGGAACUGCCUCAUCACCAUCUCUAGCCACCAGAAUGCAUUCUGGACAGCACUCAACUCAAGCACAAAGUACAGGCCAGGGAAAUAUUUCUGCACCUUCAUCCUUAUUAUGUCACAGUUUGUGUGAUCCAGCUUCAUUUCCACCUGAUGAGGCAACUGUGAACAUUAAACCUGAACCUGAAGAGCAGGAACCUAAUUUUUCUACAAUUGGUCUGCAGGACAUCACUUUAGAUGAUGACCAGUUUAUGUCUGACUUGGAACACCAGCCAUCAGGUUCAGCAGAGAAAUGGCCUAACCACAGUGAGCUCUCAUGUCCACCUCCUUUCUGGAGAAUCUAGAGGUGAACGAGGUAAUUGGGAGAGACAUGUCCCAGAUUUCCGUUUCCCAAGGGACAGGGGUGAGCAGGCAGGCUCCCCUCCCGGGUCCCAGUUCCCUGGAUUUAGGAAGAUCCGACGGGCUCUGACAGUGCUCACUGCAGCCUUGUGUCCACCAUCAUGUACUUCUCAGCAUGUUUCUCUCCUUGGACCUUGGGUUUCCAACUCUGCAACCUUCAGGAUGGAGCCAGGAGUUGGGAUCACCGUAUGUGGGGAAAGCAGCAUUCCUCCAAUUCAGGCCUUGGGAAGAUUUUGUAAGAGAACAGGAGCAGUACAGGCUGUUUGAUCUUUGGAGAAAUGAGCUUUGCUUUUUAUAUUUAAAUAGGAUACUUUUAUAUGAUGGGUGCUUUGAGUGUGAAUGCAGCAGGCUCUCCAUUUCAGAGGUGCUGCUUCUGCAGGUGACCUGGUUGCUUAGCUAGGAUUGGUGAUUUGUACUGUUUUAGGUCAUUUGAAGGACUCUUUAGCUUUGAUGGUAUUUUUAAAGUAGAAACUUUUGAUAAAACUUUCCAGAGGUGAAAGAAAAAAAAAAUUACCCCAAGCCCACACUUAUGCCUCAGAAACUCAGCAUGUGUCCUGGAAGCCUUUCAUAGAUUUAUAGGAAGUAAAGCCAAAUGUAGCUCAUACUUCUUUAUAAAAGUAAACUCUCAGAUAAAAUGAGAAGAGACCAUUCCAAUCACUGAAGUAUUGGAAUACAAAAUGACAUUCCAGAGCAUAGCAUUUUUGUAACUUUUUAGGUAAUCUUCCUGCUGUCUCUCCAUACCCUCUCCAUGUUGAAAUUGCUUUUUUCCCCUCAGGGCCUUGGGUAAAUUAACUACAUGUAAGGGAGCUUUGAAAGAUCGGGGUUUUUUUAGCUUGAUAUCUUUAAUUCCUGCCAUCCUACUAACAGGUAGGCUGUGGAGUAUUUUUCAUUUUUGUGUCCUCUGGUCCCAGACCUUUUCCAAGUGGAAGCAUCAGCAUUUGGCUACCAUAGUCUCUUGAUGGUUUGUUUAGGCAACUUUGCUGCUUCUAGCUCAUCUCUAGAGGCCAGGCUGUGUCAGAAGCCAAGCAAAAAUGAGCUAUGCUUCAGGACCGGGGCAGAGGACCUGCAGGAUUCCAGAUGGGAAGCUCUUAAGAUCUGCACUGGCGUGGGAGGCUUUUCCCUCUUUGUUUACAGCCUGAAAUGAUCCUGGCCUAUCCUGCCCCAUCCACAUGGCCUAAAAAGCAGCCUUUCCCUAAAAGGCUUUGAGGCAAAUCCAAAAAUGAGAUACCAUUGUAAGCCUGCCCCUCCACACCAAAGAUGCCCUGGUGCUGCUGCUGGUAAGGCUGGUGCCCAAAGAGGGGCCAGCAAGAAACUCCAGCCUGCUGUCUACCAAAGGAGGUGCCCAACUUGGGUUCUCUUUUCAAACCCUGCCCUUACCCAUCCCCUUAGUGGGAUUAGUUUCCUGUUCCAAGGCUUGGGCCUAUUUCAAGGCCCCUGAAGCUUGUAGUACGUUUUCAAACGAAAUGUUGUACUUCUAUUCAGGAAGCAAAUUUUCUGAGUGCCUACAUAGGAGAGACAGUGUGGUGGGCUCGUCAAAGGCUCCAUGCUGUUACUCCAGGGGAUUGUGGGUCCCAGAUGCCAGGACUCUCUACUGAGGCCAAGUGAGGCCUGGAUGGAGGGAGCCAGCUCAGUGUCCACCAUCUCUAGUCAGCCUGAUAAGAACUGUUGACCUAGGAUGAGGAAGUAUGGUCUUUUUUUUUUCUUUAAGCCAUGAUGUUUUCAAUUUCUCCCUAAAAUUAGUUAGAAAAAAAUGUCUAUCUUUCAGCAAAUCACUCUAGUCCUUCCUGGAGCCCAGUGUUUUCACAUUUUCUUUGAAAGUGAGUUUUGUGUCACAGAGUGUAGAUAGUGAGAUUUGCUUUGGGGCCUGUGGUUGGAAGCCCAGAGCUUGCUCUGGAGGGUUUUGGGGGGCUGACCCUCUUGAGAUGGCCAGACUUGCCUCCGCCCUCAUGCCCCUGGUGUAGCCACCUCACAUGGGGUCCUUACGAGAGCUUCCCUUGCAAGACCCUUUGGGGGUUGCUCUGUUGCCCUCAAGAAUAAAAGCCUCUAUGAUCCAGAGUUGCUAUGCACCAAAAUUUGAUGCCUUUUAAAUACCUUGAUGCCUGUAGCACUAGAAAUGCUUUCCUAUUUAAAAUAAAAGUUCAAUUUUAAAAUAGAGCUUUGUAUACUACAUAAGCAGUUUUGUAUCAGCUUUGUAAAAGCUUUGGUGUAAGAGACAGUAUUUUUUGGCUUUGUAGACAAAGACCUUAAUUUUUGUGCAACAUAGUGGUGUUACAGCACACAUCCAUUAGACUAUGCAAAUUGAAUUCUAGUAACAGCACUGAGCAACUGGGCAUGUGCUAGCACCCACCCCUCCCCCCUCCAACCCUGCUAGACCUUGGGUUGAGGAAUGGGAUGAGCAGCCUUCUGCUUACUGGAGAUACACAAAGAAAGUUGGCUGAAACAGCUUUUAAAGGAACAGGUGUCUUGGAGUUUGAGUGUGGUGCUGCUGCCCAGGGUGCAUCCCACCCCGGCCCAGGGCUAGCCCCUGUCAUGAGAGCUCUGCUGAGUGCAGCUGGAAAGCCCUGUUGUUGACACUCAGAACAGAUGGUCAUCUGUAUGGCUCCGGUGGGUUCAAGUUGAAACCUUGUAUUUUAUAAAAUGGAUGAUGUUCAAUUAAGGAACUGGUUCUCAGUUAUGUUUACAGCACUUGAGAUUGUGUUUUCUUGUACAUUUUGUAUUUUAAAACCUUUUAUAGGAGUACAGUGCUCCUUACACAAAUACAAAGGGAAGAAGCCAGCAAUUCAGGCUCCUCAGUUACAGUGCUGAAAUAAUAAAUGGUGACAGGUCAA
This is a messenger RNA of Odocoileus virginianus texanus, 6286 nucleotides long. It is a transcript of the gene NFATC3, whose product is annotated as nuclear factor of activated T cells 3. Gene Ontology annotation, molecular function: transcription factor binding; RNA polymerase II cis-regulatory region sequence-specific DNA binding; DNA-binding transcription factor activity, RNA polymerase II-specific. Gene Ontology annotation, biological process: regulation of transcription by RNA polymerase II; calcineurin-NFAT signaling cascade; cytokine production. Gene Ontology annotation, cellular component: transcription regulator complex. The record is from RefSeq and is a predicted model, not a curated record. Lineage: Eukaryota; Metazoa; Chordata; Mammalia; Artiodactyla; Cervidae.